CUGAGGCCGGAGACCAGGGAGGACAAAUCCCCACAGCAGAAUCUCAUGGCAGAGGCCGUUUUGAAUGGCUCCACAGCGCAGGAAUCCAGCGGGGAGGAAAUGCCCCGGAGAUCCUGCACGAGGAGGGGCUGCAAACGCAGAUCACGGAGAUCCGAGGUGGAAAGACCCACCCAGGGCCAGGCAGGAGGCCGGAGCUCAGAGCUGGGCGUCCAUGAGCAGCUCCAGGAUGGGGAGAAGCCCCACAAGUGCUCAGAAUGUGGGAAGAGCUUCCGCCGGAGAUCUGACCUGAUCUGCCACAUGAGAAUCCACACAGGGGAACAGCCAUACAAGUGUGGGGAGUGUGGGAAGAGCUUCAGGACGAGCUCUGAACUGACCAGACACCGGAGAAGUCACACAGGAGAACGGCCUUAUGAGUGUGCCGAGUGUGGGAAGAGCUUCUGCGAGCGUUCCGACCUGAUCAAACACCUGAGGAGCCACAUGGGGGAACGGCCUUACAUGUGUGGGGAGUGUGGGAAGAGCUUUAUCCAGAGCUCCCACCUGUUGGUCCACAUGCGGAGUCACAAUGGGGAGAGGCCUUACAAGUGUGGGCAGUGUGGGAAGAGCUUCCGCCACAGCUCCAGCCUGAUUGACCACCUGAGAAGCCACACCGGGGAGAGGCCCUAUGAGUGUGAGCAGUGCAGGAAGAGAUUUCUGAGCCGCGCCCAUCUCCUCAAGCACCAGCGGAUUCACUCCGAGGAGAGGCUCUUCUGCUGCGCUGCCUGUGGGAAGAGCUUCAAGCACAACUCCAACCUCAUCAGGCAUCAUCGCAUCCACGCCGGGGAGAGGCCCUACGAGUGUCCCGAGUGUGGGAAGAGCUUCUCCCAGAGGGGUAACUUGACCAGACACCAACGGAGCCACCACUAAGGGAAGCCCUGCGAGUGCCCCCAGUGCAGGAAGAGCUCUGUGUGCUGCUCCAGCUCCAUCCCCCACCGGACGUUCUGUCUGGAAUAUCCCCAGUAACUUGUGAGGGGCAGAGCCCCGGUGAUCCAUUGUGCCAGUGAUCUGUGUUUGGAAGACACCUGCCUGGGGGUUCCACAUCCUCCUGGCUCCCCGAGGUCACCUGAACUCAUCCACAGCCCAACAUCAAAAAUCUAUUGUGAAAAGCUGAUUUGUCGAUUUCUCACCCCAGAAAAAUCUCCAUUUUUGCAUCUUCUGGUGUCAUCAGGCAAUACUGGAUAGCCUUGGAGGUCUUCUCCAACAUAAAUCCAUCGUUUUGAUUCCCUCUGGUCCACGGGAAUCUUCAACAGCCCAAUGGGGAUGGACUGGGGCAAAACCCACAAUUUUGGAGACAGUUGGGUGGAAACCCAUCCAAAAAAGGUUCUUCCCUUCCACCCAAGCACAUGAAUACUCUGCUGGCUGGGACGCAUCAAUUAUUCUGUUUAUCCUUGAAUUGAAAAGGUUUCUGUUGAUCCCUCUGAGAGCCCUGAAACUGGGGUUAAAAUAA
This is a messenger RNA of Motacilla alba alba, 1483 nucleotides long. RefSeq names its product zinc finger protein 239-like. The transcript has a single exon. The record is from RefSeq and is a predicted model, not a curated record. NCBI's taxonomy places the organism in Eukaryota, Metazoa, Chordata, Aves, Passeriformes, Motacillidae. Bases 46 to 903 code for a protein of 285 amino acids. Gene Ontology annotation, biological process: negative regulation of transcription by RNA polymerase II. Gene Ontology annotation, molecular function: DNA-binding transcription repressor activity, RNA polymerase II-specific.